CGCGAUUUCCUACUUCACUCGGAACUUCGUUAUAACCGUCUAUGAUAACCGUUGUAACAAGAGAAGUCAGUGUUGUGUCUUCGCGCUCAGUUUCAGUAAAUUCUUUAUAGAAAAUGGCUUCAAAGAGGUCCGGGGAGCCUCUUGAACCAGAAAGUUCGAAAAAACCGAAACCAGCAGCCCCCACACAACUUGAAAAAUGCAACAACUGCUCACAAAAUAUUCGAGAUGCAGUAAUUUACUCUGGCGCUCUUGUGGACUCUAUUGAAGAGUCGGUUGCUUUAACAGAUGAAAGACUAAACAUUUUUAAUGAAAACCAAAACAUAAGCUUUGAAGAAGAUGACUUACCUUGCCACAAAAUGACUUGUUUUAGCGUUUAUGAUGAAAAUGACCAUUUGUGCCCCCUUGAUACCGGAUUGUUGGAAAAGAACGUCUUUUUAUACAUGUCGGGUUACAUGAAACCAAUCUUUGAGGAGGAUGCAAGUGCAGACAAUGGAAUUGCAACUCGUGAUGCAGGGCCAAUACGCGAAUGGUUUAUUGCCGGUUUCGAUGGAGGUGAAAAAGUCUUGCUUGCGAUUAUCACUCCCUUUGCGCAGUAUGUCUUAAUGGAACCUUCGGUUGAAUAUGCUCCGAUUUUUGAAACUCUACAAAAGAAAACAGUUUUAUUUAAGUUUAUUGUUGAGUUUCUGUUGACAAAUUUCUGUCGGGCUCCUGGAUAUGAAGAAUUACUUGCUGCACUGGUAGGAAGUAAUGAUCCGUUGUUGACUGAAGAUUUUCUCCUGCAAAAUGCCCAGUUUGUUUGCGACCAGAUUCACAGUUUUGAUACAGCCGCUGGUGACAAUAACGCAAUGCCGUUGCUUACUACACCGUGUAUAAAAACUUUGGCGGUUUUAGCUGGAGUUCAUUUUCGCAAGCGCAAGCAGAUGAGGAAUCUUUCAGGUCGAAAACAGAACACCAGUUAUCAGUUUACGAAAGCGGCGGCGACACCAUUGGUCCGUCAAUUAUUCGAAAAGUUAUUCCCGAAUCAAAUCGAAGCUGAAGAUAGAAGAUCACCCAAAAAGGCAAGAUGUGGUAUUUGCGAUGCUUGCCAAACUCCGGAUUGUGGCCAGUGUACGCACUGCAAAGACAUGGUUAAAUUCGGCGGUCGUGGCGAGACAAAACAUGCUUGUAAAUUAAGACGAUGCCCGAAUUUGGUCGUACAAGACUCAGACGACGAUAGUGACAACGAAGUCAUUAUAGAAGCCGGAAACGGGCGACAAGAUGGUCAAAGGCCUAGUGUAAAUCGGGUUUUGUGGGACGGUCCUCCCGAUGAUCAAGGAGAAUUGCGGGAAUAUCAUAGAUCAAUUGACAUAGUUCUUGGUGCCAAUGGAGAUGACCAAACAGGCGUCAAGCUUAGCAUCAAACUUGGAGAUUUUGUACAAUUAGCCCCGAAAAAUCAAGGCGAGCCAAAUUCAAUUGCUAGAGUUGUCAACAUAUACACUAAAACACAUGCAAUGCUCCACGUUCGUUUGUUCUAUCGUGGUAGAGAAACCAUUUUAGGGGAAACAGCUAAUCCUGAUGAACUGUUCGCUAUUGAUGAAUGUGAAAAUUGUCUUGCUGCUUCUGUUGUGGGAUCGGCAAAGGUCGUUUUUAGAGCAACUCCCCACAAUUGGUCUGAUUUGGGCGGUAUUGAAACUUUGCGAUCUAAUGAAAAUGAAACGUUUUUCUACUCAAAACAAUAUGACAUUGAGACAGCUGCAUUUAUGGAUUAUAUUAAAGUCAGAAACUCCUUAGAUUCAUGUGAACACUGCAGGUUGACCGAGUUGAAGAAGAAGGCUAAAAUUCCUGCAUACAAGAAUGGAAAAGUCGAAUAUCGCGGCUACUGUUACCGUCUAGGAUCUACUGUUUUUCUUGAUCCAUCGGUUUAUAAAUUUCCAUCAUACGCUGAUACCGACUCUGACACUAACUUGAGAGAAGUCGAUGAAACUGUAUUUCCUGAGUACUAUCGGAAAACAGCUGAUGCUAAUGGUCCCAACAAAGAAAUUCCUGAACCUUUCUGUAUUGGAUUAAUUGAAAGAAUUGCUGAGACAGUGAUGAAAGAGAACGAUGAUACAACAACCAUUAUAAACUUGACGGUUCGACUAUUUUUUAGGCCUGAAAACACAAAGGGUGGCGGGAUGUUAGCCUAUCAAUCUGACAUUAAUCUUCUUUAUUGGUCCAACAAAAUUAUAAACGUGCCAUUCACUAAAGUCAUGGGAAAGUGCUAUGUGUUAUAUUGCCUUGACGAACAAAGGGCAAGAGCGUGGUCCGCGCGUGGCCCUUAUCGCUUUUAUUUCAGACAACAAUACGAUUUUCAAAAUAAGAAAUUUAUUCGUGUUCCGGACAGCGCAAAAGAAUUCGAUUUAGAAAGAUACGAUGACAAAGAUGAUUCGGACCAAGAGGAAAGGGUAGAGUACUACGAACCGGUAGAGUACUACGAACCGGCAGAGUACUACGAACCGACACCGUACUAUGAACCAGAGCGUGCUCCCAGAUGGGAUAUCCUCACAAGACGUCUCAAGUGCCUGGAUGUGUUCGCCGGCUGCGGGGGCUUAACACAGGGUUUUCAUGAUGCUGGUGUUGCAAACAUUAAAUGGGCCAUCGAAAGUGACAGAUCAACUGCACAAACGUUUAAACAUAAUAACCGAACCUGCGAUGUGUUCACCCGAGACUGUAACGUGCUCUUACAAAACGCAAUGACAGGAAAAGGGGACUUGCCUUCUAAAAGUGAGGUAGAAAUGAUAGUUGGGGGGCCUCCGUGCCAAGGCUUCUCAGGAAUGAAUCGCUUCAGUGAAGGGGAAUAUUCGCUAUUUAAAAAUUCCCUCGUUAUAUCACUUUUAAGCUUUUGUGAUUUCUACAGACCGCUUGUAUUCGUAUUGGAAAACGUGCGAAAUUUUAUGUUAUAUAAAGGGGGAAUUAUCUUGAAAUUGACAAUUCAAUGCCUCGUGACAAUCGGGUACCAAGUUAGAUUUUCUAUACUAGAAGCCGGAGAAUUCGGGGUGUCUCAAACACGAAGACGUUUUUUUUUAAUCGCCGUUGCCCCGGGUUAUACCUUGCCCAAAAUUCCUGAGCCCGAUCACGUAUUUCUUCCUAGAGGAUCACGCUUACAUGUGACUGUGAAUGGUGUUAAAUACUCUAAUGGGAAUUUUUGGAAUUCUUCUGCACCAUAUCGUAUGCUUCAUGUUCGUGAUGCCAUUGCCGAUUUGCCCAUAAUACAACAGUUUGACAAACAAACGCAUAUGUUAUAUGACGAAGGAGAGGGCAUUUCACAUUUCCAAAGACAAAUGCGAAAAGAUAAUAUGGAUGACAUAUGGGAUCAUACAUGCAAGGAUAUAGCCCCGAUUGUGCAAGCUCGGAUUGACCUAAUUCCACAAAUACCCGGUGCAGACUGGAGGGACUUGCCAAAUACUGCUGUAAGACUGAGAGACGGUACUAUGACUGACGUACUUGAGUACCGUUACAAAACUAAAAAACAGAAGAAUAAUGAACCCAAUCGUGGCGUUUGCGCUUGUUCUAUCGGUAGAGCUUGCGAGCCAACUGAUCGUCAAUCAAACACUUUAAUUCCAUGGUGCUUACCACACACUGCUGAUAGGCACAACAACUGGACUGGACUUUAUGGUCGUCUUGACUGGAACGGAUACUUCGGAACAACUACAACAAACCCUGAACCUAUGGGCAAACAGGGACGAGUUUUGCACCCAGAUCAAAACAGAAUGAUCAGCAUUCGAGAAUGUGCUCGCUCUCAAGGUAUUCCUGAUAGAGUAAAAUUUUUUGGCAGCGUAGCAAACAAGCAUCGCCAAAUUGGCAACGCUGUACCUCCGCCGCUUGCUAGGGCGCUUGGACUUCAAAUAAAAAAGGCUAUGGUUAAUGGUCAUCACUAAAUAUUUGUUCUUUUCUUACAAAGUGUCUUAGAAUUAAUGUUACUAAGGUAUACAUCACCAAAUUUUGUUUAAUUAGAAGAAUUAUUGAUGCUGGGUUUUUAAAUUAUCUUAGAAUUAACGUUACUUUAUUAUUACAUUACCAAGUGUUUUGUUUAUUUCAGAAAUAAUGAUGCUAGGGUUUUGCAUCAUUUUUCAAAUUUUCUCAGUAUUAAUGAUAUUUUAGUAUUAUAUCACCAAAUAUAUUUUUUAAUUAUUUCAAAAUUAUUGAUGCUAUGGUUUUGCAUCAAUUUGUUUUGAAAUUAUCGUAGAUUUAAUGUUCCUGGGAUGUUACAUCCAAAUAUAUAUAUUUUUUGACUAACUCAGAACUAAUGUUACUGGGAUAUUGAUAUUAUCUUAACAGUAUUUUUCAAGAAUAUUUUUCUAUUUUGUUAUUUUUACAAGAAUUUAUGUUUUGUUUACCUUAUUUGUAUUUUUUAAUAAAGGUUUUUG
This is a messenger RNA of Tribolium madens (black flour beetle), 4385 nucleotides long. Its product is annotated as DNA (cytosine-5)-methyltransferase PliMCI-like. Bases 114 to 3896 code for a protein of 1260 amino acids. Gene Ontology annotation, cellular component: nucleus. NCBI's taxonomy places the organism in Eukaryota, Metazoa, Arthropoda, Insecta, Coleoptera, Tenebrionidae. Gene Ontology annotation, molecular function: DNA (cytosine-5-)-methyltransferase activity; DNA binding; chromatin binding. The transcript has 15 exons. The record is from RefSeq and is a predicted model, not a curated record.